This is a messenger RNA of Trichogramma pretiosum, 2117 nucleotides long. RefSeq names its product peptidyl-prolyl cis-trans isomerase-like. Gene Ontology annotation, cellular component: intracellular membrane-bounded organelle. NCBI's taxonomy places the organism in Eukaryota, Metazoa, Arthropoda, Insecta, Hymenoptera, Trichogrammatidae. Gene Ontology annotation, biological process: protein peptidyl-prolyl isomerization; protein folding. The record is from RefSeq and is a predicted model, not a curated record. The transcript is spliced from 3 exons. Gene Ontology annotation, molecular function: peptidyl-prolyl cis-trans isomerase activity. Bases 152 to 844 code for a protein of 230 amino acids.
AUAGUAAGUCGCGACUAGCCGGUACCAGCACGUGUUCGCUAAGGUACGGAUCACGAGUUGAAACACCAUAGAAUCCCCGUGCAGUGCAUUGAAAAAUUGAUGCAAUUUUGCCAGACUAGAGAAGAAAAAUAGACAGAGAAAGGAAUUCAGUAUGGCUUUGGGAUCGAUCGGACGGUGCUUAGGACUAGCAAUUGAAUCGACCUUUGUUGCUCGUCGCACGGGCAGCGGCGCAGCGGCCACAGCUCUACAACAACGUCAACUUCUUCAGUCGUUGGCAGGUUCGGAUUCGGUCAACAUCGCUCGCUCCUACGCCAAAGCCGCACCCGGUCAACCCGCCAACAAAAUGACUCUGCCAAAGGUCUUCUUCGACAUGACGGCUGACAACAAGCCCGUGGGCCGUAUCGUCAUGGAGCUGCGCACGGACGUUGCACCGAAAACGGCAGAAAACUUCCGGGCUCUGUGCACCGGCGACAAAGGCUUCGGAUACAAGGGCAGCUCGUUCCACCGGGUCAUUCCGAACUUCAUGUGCCAGGGUGGAGACUUCACGAAUCACAACGGCACCGGCGGCAAGUCCAUCUACGGCGCCAAGUUCGAGGACGAAAACUUCCAGCUGAGACACACCGAGCCGGGCGUGCUGUCUAUGGCCAACGCCGGACCCAACACCAACGGCUCGCAGUUCUUCAUCACCUGCGUCAAGACUAAUUGGCUCGACGGCAAGCACGUGGUCUUCGGCAAAGUCGUCGAGGGCAUGGAAGUCGUGCGAAAACUCGAAGCAUUGGGAUCGCAGAGCGGCAAAACGUCGAAAAAGAUCGUCGUCCAAGAUUGUGGCGAAGUCAAAUCAUAAGCUGCUCAUCGAUUUAUAAUAAUUAUAGUUGCUAUUUUUAAACAUAGAAAGAACAAAAAAGCAGAGCGAGUCAGCUGGCUGAAUAUAACAAUGCAUAAAAUAUAUGUGCGAAUCGGUCCAAUUACCAUCAAUAAGCAAGAUGAUCUCGUAUUGUAAAAUAUGACAUUGUAUCGAGUUGUCCAUCGUCGACCUUCUCUAUCUCUAUAUAUAUGUAUAUCUUCCUUAUACUAAAGCCUUGUAUGUCCCACAGUGAAACGAUGCAUCGUGUUACAUAUAUGUAUAAAAUACACGUACGUACACUUUUUAAUACAAUGGAUUAAUCAUGCGAUGAUUAUGUUUAUCGCUUAAUGGGUGUACGUCCGUGUUUAUGUGUGUUAAAAGUGCGACGUGCACGUGUCUUUGCACAUUAUUGUUAUUAACGUCAUAUAUAAUGCAAAAAAUGCACGUAUGCUCGUAAAAGCAUUUAUCGAAUGUUCUUUGAAAUGAUGUAUAAGUAAUCAAGUUUAUAGUUGGGAGACGAAAAAGGGCCACGUCUCUCAUCGAUCUAUUACUCUAUUGCGUGUUCUUUUUAGUUGUUGAAAUUUUGUGAUUAUGGAUCUCCGAUUAUUAAGUACGACAAUCGCACAAGACCAGUAACACCAUGUUAUUAAAAUCGAUAUCUGUUUCAUGAGUGUUCGAAACAAUAGUGAAUACACAAUUUGAUUGUUACUUUUUUCGUUAAAAGCUCUAAGUUAUUAUAAUUUUUAUUUCUUUAAAAUAAUAAAAUGUUGUUUUUCGAAAAAAGUCAAGUCUAAAAUGUAGUAUGUUUUCAAACAUUGAAGAUUUAUUUUGUACAACAUCAUUUUUCCAAUUUAUUUUCUGUUCUUUUAAUCGGUUCUAAUGUAAUCUAUUUAAUUUAUAAUUCAACUUUCCAGUACAAUUAAGGUGAUACUCUCAGAUCUUACAAUAUUUUCUUGUUAAAUAACAUUGAAUGAAUCUACAAUUUGCUGAUAACGAUUCAUGUCCCUUAACGCGUAACAUAAUGCGACUUAUAAUUGCGCUGUAGCAUCAGUUUUACAGUGCACUGCACAAUCGUUUGUUGUCACAAUACACAAUUUAUUUUUCGACUUUUUAGAAUAUUCAGCUAAACCGCACCGUCCUGCGACGCGUGCUACUUCUUAUAAACUAUCAUUUCAUACAGCAUAGCUCGUAAGCGUGUGUAAACGCUUGCACAUAUUGUAAUAUUCAGUAAACAAUAUUUAAUACGUUCGCGACAAUACAUUGGUAUAUAUCA